CGAUGCUGUUUUCCCAGUUUCUCAACUAAUAAUUACAGAGUGUGAAGUUUCUAUUUUCUUCGAAUAAGAAAAAUGGAAGAAUCUUCCUCUCUUCACUCUUUGAAAAUAAUGCAUGAACGCAAAUUGCUCAACCGAAUAUUUGUCUCUCUAUACGGAUUUGCCAUUAUAGCUUUGUUCUACCACCACUUGCUCACAUUAACCGCAGUUCCCCCGCGCGGCCGUCUGUCGAUUUUCAUGUUGAUAUCCGAUUUCAUUCUGGCAUUCAUGUGGUUCACAUCACAAUCAUUCUUCAUGAACCCAGUUACUCGUCAACAGUUCCCUGGAAACCUCAAACAAUGGGUGGACAAUAACGAUUAUCUGGCAAUUGAUAUAUUCAUAUGUACGGCGGAUCCGUUCAAGGAGCCGCCGUUGACUACUGUUAACACGGUUUUAUCUGUUUUGGCUUAUGAUUAUCCGAUGGAGAAACUUUCGGUUUACGUAUCGGAUGACGGAGGAUCGAAGCUCAUUUUGUUUGCUCUAAUGGAAGCGGCGGAAUUUGCACAGAAUUGGGUGCCUUAUUGCCGGGAAAAUAAGAUCGAGCAGAGGUGUCCGGAGGAGUAUUUCCGGCGAAACCAUACUAUAACUUCUCAAUUUCAGAUUAUUGAGAAUUUGUACUUGGACAUGAAGAUGAGGAUAGAGAAUGUUGCUGAGAGAGGUGAGGUUGUUGAUGAGUGUAUUAGUGACCCACAACAACGUCAAGCUUUUAGCAAAUGGACCAAAGGAUUCACUCCCAAAGAUCAUCCUGCUAUAAUCCAGGUAUUAUUGGAAAGUGACAAAGAUAAAGACAUCAAAGGUUACUCAAUUCCAAAUCUCAUUUAUGUAUCUAGAGAGAAAAGCACAACCUCACUUCAUCAUUUCAAGGCUGGGGCACUCAAUGCUUUGCUCAGAGUCUCAGAAGCAAUGACAAAUGCACCAAUAAUUCUGACUCUUGAUUGUGACAUGUACUCAAAUGAUCCUCAAACGCCUCAGCGCGUCCUUUGUUACUUUUGUGAUCCUUCAAUUAGGUCUAAAUUAGGGUAUGUUCAGUUCCCUCAACGAUAUCAUGGACUCAACGACGAUGAUUUAUAUGGUGGUGAUAAUGUACGUACAUUCCGAAUUUCACCUUCAGGCUUGGAUGGUCUUGGUGGCCCUGAUAACUGUGGAACUGGCUGUUUUUUCAAUCGUCGUGCUCUUUUUGGUAGCCCAUCAUCAGUUACAUCACUAGAACACUCUGGAGAUAGCCAUACUCGAAGUAUGGCUAUCUCCAGUGUGUCAGUCGUUGAGAUAGCUAGUCAUGUUGCUAGCUGCAACUACGAGUACAACAACACCGAGUGGGGUACCAAGGUGGGGAUCAAGUAUGGAACACUUGUAGAAGACAUAUACACAGGUUAUAUGAUGCAUUGUGAAGGGUGGGAUUCAAUAUUUUGCGAUACUGAAAGGCCUGCAUUUUUAGGUGAAGUACCGAUUAAUUUAGAAGAUGUACUAAGCCAGGUUAAAAGAUGGGCUUUUGGACACCUUGAAGUUUUGUCCUGUAAAUACAGUCCAUUGACAUUUGGAACCAAAGCUCUGGGAAUUUUGAGGGCAAAUUGCUACAUACAUUAUGUUUUCUGGCCAAUUUGGUGCAUACCGGUCACUCUAUAUGCCUCCGUUCCACAACUAAGUCUCCUCAACAAUAUUUCCAUCUUUCCCAAGGUUUCUGAUCCAUGGUUCUUCUUGUAUGUCUUCCUAUUCUUUGGAGCCUAUGCACAUGAUUUUGUACAGUUCAUAUUGUUCAAAGGUACAACGAAAAGGUGGUGGAACGACCAAAGAAUGUGGUACGUGAAGGCAUUGUCACCUUUUCUUUUCGCCUCAAUAGAGUACCUAACAAAAAAGUUAGGCAUCACGACAAAAGGAUUCAACGUUACAAGCAAAGUAGUAGGGCAGGAUGAAAGAAAAAUGUAUGAUCAAAGCGUCUUCACAUUUGGAAUUCCUUCACCUAUGUUUGUGCCAUUAGCAACAGUAUCGAUCAUCAAUCUGAUAGCAUUUGUCAAAGGAAUCAUGACAGUAAUCUUUAGGAUGGAAAGUUUAGACGAAUUAUUCAUCCAACUAUUCAUUGCCGGAUUUGCAGUUGUCAAUUGCUUGCCGAUUUACGAGGCAAUGUUACUUAGAUCUGAUCAUGGUAGAAUGCCUAAGAAAAUAGUCAUUACUUCCUCUGUUCUUGCUGGGGUGCUCUGCAUUGCAUUUUCCUUAAUUGUAAGUUGAAAUUCCCUUUGUUGUAAAAAUAAUGUCAACAAAUUUAGUU
Solanum verrucosum is the source of this 2299-nucleotide messenger RNA. RefSeq names its product cellulose synthase-like protein G2. Lineage: Eukaryota; Viridiplantae; Streptophyta; Magnoliopsida; Solanales; Solanaceae. Gene Ontology annotation, cellular component: plasma membrane; trans-Golgi network. Bases 73 to 2259 code for a protein of 728 amino acids. Gene Ontology annotation, molecular function: cellulose synthase (UDP-forming) activity; mannan synthase activity. Gene Ontology annotation, biological process: plant-type primary cell wall biogenesis; cellulose biosynthetic process. The record is from RefSeq and is a predicted model, not a curated record. The transcript is spliced from 6 exons.